This is a messenger RNA of Penicillium robsamsonii, 519 nucleotides long. RefSeq lists its product as uncharacterized. Bases 1 to 519 code for a protein of 172 amino acids. The record is from RefSeq and is a predicted model, not a curated record. Lineage: Eukaryota; Fungi; Ascomycota; Eurotiomycetes; Eurotiales; Aspergillaceae. The transcript has 2 exons.
AUGCGUGUGAUGACCUCUCCUUUCACGCUGCCGUCUGUACCUGGCCAGCCUCGCCUACUCCAGCUCAAUCUGCUGGUAUUGAACGGCCCCGGCCUAAAUGCCAGUUUCGCAAUUGAGGUCGACACCCCAUUUCCCGCUGCCACUUCUGGUGUCAACAACGAAGCUCCGAGCCGAUGCCCCGAAGUUCAACAGAAUGGAAGUGACACCACCAUCCCCGCUGCCACCGCUACCACUGCAGAUCAGCCUCCCGGUGGGCUGGCUGCUCACAUCAAGCGACUCGACUACAGCAUAGCCCAAGUAGGAGCUAGUGGCAUCCUCUUGUGCGACGCCCUUGACGCCAUGAGCGUGAUGCCAGCGCAACGUGUUCCUAUCCUUCGCCCAACGAUGUUCUGGACACGUGCGACCUUGGACAUAAUUAUCAACAAACGCAUCGAGAAGGUUGAGUCUGCGCUUUUGCAGACUGUGGGUACUCGUGCCCAGUACCCAUGCGAUGCCUAUCAGCGAGGCCGUGGGCCAUGA